AUGUUGGUGUCUUUCAGUUCUAUCAUAAGGCUUUUAUGCGCCUUUCUGUUUUUAUCUCCAGCUUUAGCGCUCGAAAAUGAGUCUGGUGAUUCAGAUCCUCGUCAUACAAAUAACUGGGCUGUUUUGGUCUCAACAUCAAGAUUUUGGUUCAACUAUAGACAUAUGGCAAAUGUUUUGAGUAUGUACAGAACUGUGAAGAGAUUAGGUAUUCCAGAUUCACAAAUUAUUUUAAUGUUAAGUGAUGAUGUUGCUUGUAACUCCAGAAAUUUAUUCCCUGGUUCUGUGUUCAACAACCAAGAUAGAGCUAUUGAUUUAUAUGGUGAAAGUAUAGAAGUUGAUUAUAGAGGUAAUGAAGUUACAGUGGAAAAUUUUAUCAGACUAUUAACAGAUAGAUGGGGACCAGAUCAUCCACGUUCAAAGAGAUUACUCACCGAUGAAAAUUCAAAUAUAUUUAUUUACAUGACAGGUCAUGGUGGUAAUGAGUUUUUAAAAUUUCAAGAUGCUGAAGAAAUUAGUGCUUGGGAUAUUGCUGAUGCUUUUGAACAAAUGCACGAAAAGAAAAGAUAUAACGAGAUCUUCUUCAUGAUUGAUACAUGUCAAGCAAACACAAUGUAUACCAAAUUUUAUUCACCAAACAUUCUUGCAUGUGGUUCAUCAGAAUUUGAAGAAAGUUCAUAUUCGCAUCAUAGUGAUGUGGAAAUCGGUGUGGCUGUCAUCGAUAGAUUCACUUAUUAUAAUUUGGAAUUCUCUGAAAAGAUUGAAAGAAAUUCAACUUUAACAUUACAAGAUUUAUUCGAUUUCUAUACAUUUGAUAAAAUCCAUUCACACGCUGGUGUCAGAACAGAUCUAUACAAUAGAGAUCCAUCAAAAGUUCUGAUUACCGAUUUUUUUGGUAAUGUUCAAAGUGCCGUUGCAGACGAAAUUGAAGAUGAUAUUCUAUAUCUGCUGAAUCAUAAAGAAGAAGAAGAAGAAACUUCAAAUACAGCAUCAAAUACAACAACUUCAUCAGACAAUGUUACACGCGUUAAGAAUGUUGACAGUUCCACAAUCAAUCAAUAUGGUGCAAAUGUUAUCAAUAUAAAGGAUACACCAACUGAAAAUAAUUAUGCCAAAUACAUUGUUUUGGCCUCAUUAGGUGCCAUUUUCUUGAAGACAAUUCUCAAGUAA
Molecule: messenger RNA, 1167 nt
Organism: Hansenula ciferrii
Lineage: Eukaryota; Fungi; Ascomycota; Saccharomycetes; Phaffomycetales; Wickerhamomycetaceae
Gene: GPI8
Product: GPI-anchor transamidase
Exons: 1
Coding region: 1-1167 (388 amino acids)
Biological process (GO): protein localization to cell surface; proteolysis; attachment of GPI anchor to protein
Cellular component (GO): GPI-anchor transamidase complex
Molecular function (GO): GPI-anchor transamidase activity
Source: RefSeq, a predicted model, not a curated record